Molecule: messenger RNA, 243 nt
Organism: Dovyalis caffra
Lineage: Eukaryota; Viridiplantae; Streptophyta; Magnoliopsida; Malpighiales; Salicaceae
Source: the annotation of a GenBank genome assembly
AUGGGAGCACUUCCAUUCCAAACCUUGCCUCACUUCCCUUGCACUUCCAAAUUUACAAGCUGUGCAAGAUCAAAGGAGGCUAUCCCCAUGGACUUGCAUUGCAAAUUUACUUCGCUACAAAUACAAAGAUUGUCAAGGAGGAUGUUGCUGAAGUUUAGUGGAUUCAAUGCUCUCCUGUUAUCCGUCAGUCCUGUUUUUGCUGCACCGAUGCCAGAGAUGAAGGAACCUGAAGUUAUUCGGUAA